AUGGGACAUCGGCUUAUAUUCACGUGUAACCCAGAGAACACGACACAUUUGCUAUCCACCGCAUUCGCUGAUUUCGAUAGCUCGCCUCUGAGAAAACCGUUAUUUGAACCGAUCACACCGCAUGGAAUUUUCACCCUGGACGGCGUAGGGUGGAAGGCAAGUCGAGACCAGCUACGCGGCCGAUUGGCAGAUCUAAGAAAGAUCAUUGAUUUGGAUCAGUGCGAAAAGCAUUUCCAAGCAUAUGUCAAGCAUAUACCGACGAAUGGAACCGUCUUUGAUGUUCAAGCUUGUAACUUUGCUUUGUCUUUGGACAUCCAGACUCUUUUCUCGCUGGGGGAGUCUGUCGAUGCUCUCAGCUUUACCCAAUCUCAAGAGAAGAAACAAUUUUUCGAUGAUCUCCUGGGUCAAUUCCUUCGCGCGUGCAAGAGAGCGCGAAAUUUCGUGUUAACACACGCGACUCGAGAGGUUCAGAAGAGAAGAGGGGUGGGAGAGAAGAUCGACUCAAAUAUGGAACGACAGGAGAUCUCUCAAUUUGCAGAUCAAGCUUUGAGUAUAUUAUUAGCAAAUGACAGUAUGAGCACUGCACUUUCAGGCAUGUUUUAUUGUCUUUCUAAGAACGAACACGUCGUCCGCAAGCUCCGUGGCAGCAUUGUUGAUACGAUUGGCUUUGCACGUCCAACAUUGGGUCAGCUUAACUCUCUUCAUUAUGUUCGUUGGGUUAUCUUUGAAGCCCUGAGACUUUACCCUGCUGUUGUACUUAAUGCAAGAGUUGCGAACAAACAUUCUACCUUGCCAAGUGGUGGUGGGAUUGAUGGAGCCUCAGCAAUUCUUCUUCGAAAGGGUGAAAUAGUGGUGUUUUCCACUUGGGCUCAACAUCGCCUGGGAGAAGAAUUUGGAGUCGCACCGGAAGAGUUCCACCCAGAACGAUGGGAACAUCUGUCAGGGGAUAUGCCCGGGUUCAUUCCCUUCAACAAAGGACCUAGAAUAUGUCCUGGUAAGUAUUACGCCAUGACGAUUCUCACAUACAUCAUCGCCCGCAUUUUUCAAACUUUCUCCACGGUGUCAGAUUACAAUGUCAAGCCAUGGACCGAAAAAAUCGCCAUGACGUUCGAAAACGAGAAUGGAGUUCUGAUUGGAUUGAAAUAG
This is a messenger RNA of Penicillium expansum, 1146 nucleotides long. RefSeq names its product Cytochrome P450. The transcript is spliced from 4 exons. Gene Ontology annotation, molecular function: heme binding; oxidoreductase activity, acting on paired donors, with incorporation or reduction of molecular oxygen; iron ion binding. Bases 1 to 1146 code for a protein of 381 amino acids. The record is from RefSeq and is a predicted model, not a curated record. NCBI's taxonomy places the organism in Eukaryota, Fungi, Ascomycota, Eurotiomycetes, Eurotiales, Aspergillaceae.